Messenger RNA from Arvicola amphibius (Eurasian water vole), 607 nucleotides. RefSeq names its product rRNA-processing protein FCF1 homolog. The record is from RefSeq and is a predicted model, not a curated record. NCBI's taxonomy places the organism in Eukaryota, Metazoa, Chordata, Mammalia, Rodentia, Cricetidae. The coding region runs from base 20 to 607 and encodes 195 amino acids. The transcript has a single exon. Gene Ontology annotation, cellular component: nucleolus; small-subunit processome.
ACAGGAGUAUGGCGUGAACAUGGGGAAGCAAAAGAAAACAAGAAGAUAUGCGACCAUGAAGCGAAUGCUUAGUCUCAGAGAUGAGAGACUUAAAGAAAAGGAUAGAUUAAAGCCUAAAAAGAAAGAGAAGAAAGAUCCCAGUGCGCUGAAGGAAAGAGAAGUCCCCCAACAUCCUUCCUGCUUGUUCUUCCAGUAUAAUACACAGCUGUACCACAUCCUUGUUGAUACCAACUUCAUCAACUUUUCCAUCAAAGCCAAACUAGACUUAGUGCAGUCCAUGAUGGACUGUCUGUACGCCAAGUGUAUCCCUUGUAUAACUGAUUGUGUGAUGGCUGAAACUGAGAAAUUGGGCCAGAAGUACCGAGUGGCACUAAGAAUCGCCAAGGAUCCACGCUUUGACCGACUUCCGUGCACACACAAAGGAACCUAUGCUGAUGACUGCUUGGUACAGAGAGUCACUCAGCACAAGUGUUACAUUGUGGCUACAGUUGAUCGGGACCUCAAACGAAGAAUCCGAAAGAUCCCUGGAGUUCCUAUCAUGUAUAUUUCUAACCAUAGAUACAACAUUAAACGGAUGCCAGAUGUUUAUGGAGCUCCUCGGUUCUAA